ACAGCUAUCUCUUUGGGCGAAUCUAUGCGAUCGCAGCAUUGAGAGCGAGUAACAUAACCCAUCCAGCCGCUGGCUUGAGCUAAACUGGCUCACUGAAACGAUUCACAAAGCUUAAGGUGCUAAACAAUUCCUGGCUACGAAAACAUCACUCUUCAUUAUGUGACGAAGGGAUGCACGGAGAAUGACACAGACAAGCCUAUCUUACUUUUCCUGCACGGAUUUCUCGACUUUUGGUACUCUUGGAACAGGCAAAUACCUAGUCUUGGUGAGGAAUUUUGCGUUGUUGCACCAGAUUUGCGUGGCUAUGGCAAUACUACAAGACCUGAGGACACCGCCCAAUACCUGAUGCUGAAUCUCAUCGAAGAUGUAAAAGGAUUGCUUGAACACCUAAACAACAACCACAGCAGGAAGGUGUUUCUGGUUGGUCACGACUGGGGAGGCAUGAUCAGCUUCUGCUUUGCGACGUUAUACGAAACUUUCAUAGACGGGAUGGUGAUCAUCAACGGCAUGCACCCAAUGGCAUUUGCAAAACAACUCUUUCGAAGCGUGAGGCAAAUGAGAAUGUCCUGGUACCAACUUCCAUUUCGACACCCCGUUGUUACCGAGCAGUAUUUGAUAAUGUGGGAUUUCCACUUCUUUGAUAAAGUGCACAGAGGUUUCACUGAAAACGAGACAGAAGCUCACAAGUACAUGUUUUCGAGGGAUGGUGCGCUGACCGGUGCCAUAAGCUACUACCGAGCCUUCAACAACGACAGUAAUCAACUACGGAAACUGCCGUACCAAACGAUUAACGUUUCCACUCUGAUUCUUUGGGCAGAGAAGAUGCAUUCAUUAUGUCUCCAAUUGCCAAGUAAACCAGGAGUGGUUGAAAACGUCAAAAGUCGUGUACUACAGAGGCGCGGGCCAGGCUACCCAGAGAAUGUUCCACGCAGGUAACUGAGCAAAUUCGUAAAUUUGCAAGUAAUACCACGACAGGCACCACAGUGACAGAAGAAGCGACACCAGAGCACAAGCAGGGAACAUGUCAAGAAGCCAGCUUUCCAUCUCGCCGUGGAUGGUUGUCGAAAUUGUUUCCGUGGCUUCCCCGUAAUGCCAGACUUCCCAAACAAAUGAGAGAUAAAAAGGACCACUU
Messenger RNA from Dermacentor silvarum, 1132 nucleotides. RefSeq names its product epoxide hydrolase 4-like. Gene Ontology annotation, molecular function: hydrolase activity. The record is from RefSeq and is a predicted model, not a curated record. The transcript has 6 exons. Bases 346 to 936 code for a protein of 196 amino acids. NCBI's taxonomy places the organism in Eukaryota, Metazoa, Arthropoda, Arachnida, Ixodida, Ixodidae.